This is a messenger RNA of Ostertagia ostertagi, 222 nucleotides long. Lineage: Eukaryota; Metazoa; Nematoda; Chromadorea; Rhabditida; Trichostrongylidae. The record is from the annotation of a GenBank genome assembly.
AUGCCUAAAACGGAAGUAGUCACGGGUACCUCAUCUCUCACUGUAGACGAGCAUUAUCCUGAAUUUACGAGCUCCAGCUGUGGUGUCGGCUCAUACAUGGAUACCGAGGAUGGGACUGAGUUCCAUGCGGUUGAAAAACCCUCAGACUUCAAGAAGGAGAUCUCUUCGAUUAUAAACUCUAUAGAGGAGCCCACGCCGGUUUCACGAGGUCACCUGCUAUCC